AUGCAUACAUUCAUAACUGUUCUGUUCCUCGUCCUCGCUUCGAUAAUCGGCUCUGUCUUUGCCCAACAGCGAUGGAACGAGACGGGAAAUUUGGUAGGCUAUGGGGCAAGCGGGCAGCCACUCUAUCGGGCCACGCAAUUGCCGGAUAUGAGCCAGUACAGCCGGCCCGUGACGCUUGCUCGUACGGAAACCGGCCAAUUGCAGUUUGCGUACUACAUCGAAAACAACACCUAUUUGCGCUUUAUGACGAUGAUGACGGGGUUUAAGCUUGGACAUGCAUUCAUGGGUCUCGGCUUCGGCGACUCCAUGCUCAUAGCCGAUUUCGUAAUCACGCACCUCGGCCCCGACGGUUCCACCGUCGAAUCCCACGAACACAUCCACCGCAUGCAAUACGCGCCCCCCUGGGCCUCUGAAAACCCCGAGCCGUGGGUGAUCGAGCCCAUCAACGGCGGCUUGGUGAACGGCACCUUCUUCAGCGAGAUCCGACGCCCGUUUGAUCCCCCGCAGCGUAGUCGACCGCAUGUUGCGCUGGCGAGGGGAGAUGUUGGCGAUGGACAGCAUGUUAUUUGGGCGUAUAAUGUGGAUUCGCCGAAGAAUGAUUGGGGUGGGAAUUUUGAGUAUCAUAAUCCCAACCCAGGAAGCAAGACCGGCCUCCCCAGCGAAAUCGGCCAAACCCACGGCAAGAUGCUCGUCAACUUCGACCGCCGCAGCAUUAUCUAUCAAGCGGUGCCCAACCCCGCCGGCCGCCUCGCCCACGGCAUCAUGAUGUUCACCGCCGCGCUCGUCAUCUUCCCCGCCGGCGCCUUCUACUCCCGCUACAUGCGCUUCAUCCCCAGAUGGAUCUGGGUCCACAUCGCGCUGCAGAGCAUCGGCUACAUCACCCUUCUCGCCGGUCUGGUCACGAUGGUCCUCACCAUCCGCACGUUCCGAGUCCACCCGCAUUCCAUCCUAGGUCUCGUGCUCAUUGGGUUAUUGACCGCGCAGGUGUUUUUUGGAUUCAGCAACCGCUCCCUCCUCCGCACCGACCUCCCGCGCACCCCGCGCCGCACAAUGGUCAAAUGGUUCCACCGCCUGCUCGGCACAGCCCUGAUCCUCGGCGCCGUCGUGCAGGUCUACCUCGGCCUGCGGAUCCUGUAUCCACUGGAGGAGCCGCGCGGGGACGCCUUCUGGAUCGUGUAUUUUGUCGUCAUUGGGUUCUGGGUGGCCGUGUUUGUGUGCACGCAGAUUGGACGCAGGGCGUUCUUUGUGAUUAAGGACAGGCCGUAUGCGGCCGUGCCGACCGAGGAGGGCGGGAAGUUUAGGGAGCCGCCGGGGAUUGUGGAGUUGAAUAGACGACAGGGGGGAAGGUUGUAUCCGAAUUUGGAAGCUUAUGAUUGGAAGGCGUUGGAUAAUGAGAUUCGUCAUGGUCGCCUCUUGGUCGUUGCAAACUCACGCUACAUCUACGACACGUCAGAGUGGAUCACUAGUCACCCCGGAGGCCAGUCCAUCUUGUUGGCCGUUGCGGGAACAGACAUCACAAGCGACUACUUCCAUGAAGGCGGAUACGAUGCGGUGGAGUUCACACCGGCCCCCCCAGCCCCCAAACAAAGCUCCCGCCGCAAGAAAGCGCCCGUGCCCAACAUGACCGCCACGCCCGACGCGCGCCUUUCGAUUUCCGACAUCCAGGGCGGGGAGGUGGAGGCGUACACCAUGACGGCGCCCGCGGUGUUGACGCAGGCGGAUUGGACAAAGAUCACCCGGGCGAGGAGGCCGCAUGUUCACACCAAGCUGGCCAUCAUGCGUCUCGCCCACCUCCUAGUCGGCGAACUCACCCCCGCCGCGUCCUCUCCGGAUGAUCCCGGCUCCCUCUACCACUUCGACCCGUACGAAUACCGCCGCUACGCCUUGACUUCAAAGGAGCUCCUAACCGACCCCACCCAAAACUGCGCGCACCAGAUCUACCGGCUCCGCUUCUGCCUCCUGUACCCCUUCGAGCCGCGCACCGCCGCCCCCGACGAGAUCCUGCCGGGCCAGUGCAUCGAGCUCCAAGUCCGCGUCAACGGCGUGCCGAUGGCGCGAUACUACUCCCCCGUCACCGGCACGCUCUCCGCCCUCGAGGUGUGGGUUAAGGCGUACCCGACCCAGGGGGUGAGCAGCUUUGUGUGCCGGGAACGCCCCGGGGACAGGCAGUUCAAGAUCAGGGGUCCGUUUGGGCCGCCGUUGCUGGAUCUGAUCAGUCCGAGCUUGAAGCCGGAGAGUUGGAUUUGGGGGAGUAUAUUGUAUGUCGCGGGCGGGACGGGGAUCACGCCGUUUUUGCAGCUGUGCCAGUAUCUGUUUCUGCCGGUCGGUGUGCCGUUGAAGGCCUCGUCCGCAUACACCCCAACAAUGCCCGACGAACUCACCAUACGCGCCAACGACAUCCUCGUCGUAACCCACCACUACCUCGACGGCUGGGCGCACGGCACGAACCUCGACACGAACGAAGACGGCGUGUUCCCGCUCCCGAUCACGGUCCCGCGGCACGGGCCGCACGUCAAGCUGGUCCUGCUGAACUGCGCGUCGUUUGUCGGGGAUCUGGUCGGCGGGGAGAUCAUCGACGCCGUGCUGUUGAGUUACCCGGCCCAGUUGGAGGUGCAUCAUUGUGUCGCCGGCGGCGUGCCCGACGGUCGCGGGCGGUUCAGCGGCUUCGCGUACACCGGCCACCUGACGGACCGCAUUCUCCGCGAAGCCGUUCGCGGCGCCGCCAGCACGUCCAGCCCCGGGAUGCGCUCCCGGGACGACCAUUCGCACGUACAGGGGAAAUGGAGUAUUGUGUCGGGGCCGGCGAGUUUCAAUGAGUUUGUUUAUGGGAAGUUGGUGCAGAUGUUUGGAUAUAGGGAUAAGGAUAUCGCGGUGUUGAGUAACUCGGUUGCUGAUUGGAGGCAGGAGGGGUGA
Molecule: messenger RNA, 2913 nt
Organism: Fimicolochytrium jonesii
Lineage: Eukaryota; Fungi; Chytridiomycota; Chytridiomycetes; Spizellomycetales; Powellomycetaceae
Exons: 13
Coding region: 1-2913 (970 amino acids)
Molecular function (GO): protein binding; oxidoreductase activity
Source: RefSeq, a predicted model, not a curated record